Dreissena polymorpha is the source of this 4436-nucleotide messenger RNA. Its product is annotated as neuronal acetylcholine receptor subunit alpha-7-like. Bases 36 to 1238 code for a protein of 400 amino acids. The transcript has 2 exons. The record is from RefSeq and is a predicted model, not a curated record. NCBI's taxonomy places the organism in Eukaryota, Metazoa, Mollusca, Bivalvia, Myida, Dreissenidae. Gene Ontology annotation, molecular function: extracellular ligand-gated monoatomic ion channel activity; neurotransmitter receptor activity; transmembrane signaling receptor activity. Gene Ontology annotation, biological process: chemical synaptic transmission; regulation of membrane potential; signal transduction. Gene Ontology annotation, cellular component: synapse; neuron projection; membrane.
CAAGCCAGAAUCUUGAAAGCAUUCGCCUUAGCAAGAUGUACCGGGAGGACUCGGACAGCAUAAAGUGUUUCAGAACAUUUGGUAUGAAGACAACUGUCUUCUUUCUGGCAAUAGUCUGGUUAUUGCCUAGACGAGUUCAAGGCCAGACACAAGACCAAGUUGACGCACUUUACAAAACUUUAGUGAACGGUCAUAAAAAGAAUACACGCCCGGCUGUUAACCACUCCUUUCCUACAGAAGUAAACGUCUCGUUUUCACUUUUCCAAUUAGUGGACGUGGACGAGGCCAUGGGUAAACUAUCAAUAUCAGGACAAUUAAUUAUGGAGUGGUAUGAUCAUCGCAUGAGUUGGAAUCCUAUUGAUUACGGCGGAGUGAACACCAUAACUGUCCCAUCAUCCGCCACGUGGAAACCCGAUCUUGUUUUGACGGAGCCUAUCGACAAUGCUAUAGCAUUUGGACAUGCAUUUGGACAUAUGCAAAGCUGGGUAACCGUCCGGUACUUAUACGAUGGUAAAGCUAUUUUUGCUCCUGCUGGAGUAAUUUCGUCGGUGUGUAACAUUUCGGUAUAUUUAUACCCAUUCGAUGAGCACGAAUGUGUAAUCAAUCUUUUUCCAUGGGGAAUGAACAAACAAGAGAUAGUAUUAAAUACAAAUACAACUCAGUUAUUGAAUAUAUCAAUAUUCAGUGAAGAUCCCGAAUGGAUUUUGGACAGAAAUGAAACAUCUACGGGCGUCAUGUUUGAUAACAUUUUCUGUUAUCGAGUAGUCCUUUAUCUGAUACGACGGUCAGCUUUUGUAACAACGAACAUCAUUGUGCCAAUGUACUUUUUGGUCAUUCUAAACGCAAUGGUAUUUGUCAUUCCUGCUUCUUCCGAAGAACGCGUCACAUGUGCUAUGACAGUUCUACUAGCAAUGGCGUUUUUCAUGACAGUUGUUCACGACACUCUUCCGAAAGUGUCCGAUCCAACACCAAGAAUAUGCACGGUCAUUAUGUGUUAUCUUUUGUUGAGCGCUUUAAUCGCGAUAAUGACGAUCAUCAACCUCCGAAUCUCUAAAUUGUCUGAAGGCGAUGGGGAAAAAGUGUUGAACAAUAAUUGGAAAAUUUGGAAAAAUUGGAAAAAUUGGAAUAAUUGGAAGAAAGCCAGUGUGGUUAUUGACAUUAUUUGCGGGGUGGGUUGUUUUGCGUGGGUUUCGGGUUCUGGAAUAGCCAUGUAUGUUUAUGUCAGUCGUAAUCGAUAAAAACCCACGUGCUUUAUCGCGCACAUGUUUAGAUCACUUUUCGGUAUUUGGAACGGUACAAAUUCAACACCUAAAUCUGAUAAUUAUAAUUAUACCGACUGUCUGAGCAAGAUAAAUCCCAUCGACAUUUUUGUUUUUGAGUUAUGUUUGUUUCGAAGAUAAUUAAAGAAACUCGUUGGAAAAUAAUUUUAACAGUGACAGUCAGCUUGUCGAGAAAAUUGAGAAAAUAACGAUAGCAACCAGCUCCCAGAUUUAUCGCCCUCUGCUUUUUUGAUUGAUCUUUAGAUACGAGUUUGAUUGAAAGGUGGCGAGACGCUAAUUCAGAAAUACACUUGUUCUAUACAAUAAACAUAAGCCGAUGUAAAUGUCCGAAAUUCCAUUUAACAACUGAUGUUGCUGCUGUAGUGUGUGCUCAUUGUAAAAUAUCCUCGAGUAUCAGUUUUUUUUUUCAUUUUUGCCAUGUGUCAAGUAAAAUUUCAUCAGUUGCAAUCAUAUUUCGACAUUAAGCUGUUGCACAAUAUCAUAUAUAGAAGAUUUAGUAUUCUCAUUUACGAAGAUUUAAACUCAAUUCCUCUUUUGAGUGAAAAGGCCUUAAUGUUAAUGCAUGUGCUCCAGACAACUCGCUCGCACUAUACUUACAGGUAAACGUCAACCUAAUUACGACACUCUUGUGGUAUCGACCACUUCCUAUUUCUAAUUUAUGUUAUCAAAGGCGGAAUUAAGUAAGUGUUAUUUAAAUGGUGUCAUUUGUAAUGAUAUCCCGAUGUAAUUUUGUAUAACAUGUAUUGUUGAUGCAGCAAUAUAUAUUUAGUCUUGAUGAAUUAUUGAUUUCACUGUUCCAGUGUUAUUCGUAAUGAUCAAAUAAUUAUUGUUUUAUUGAAUUGUAUGUGUUUGUUUGUUCAGAUGUUUGUGUCAGGGCUUCUUGUUCAGUUCAUACACACGUUAAACCUAACUGCCAUUGAUUUUAUUGUAUAAGCCAAUUUUCUAUUGCUGUAUGUUAUGUUUUGUUCUGAGUCAUUGAGAGGUCGUGCAUAUGUUAUUUUUUAGGAGACUUUUAUUUGUACAUGAUAUUUUUUAAAGCUUUAUUUCAAACGAAUAUCAUGAUCAGGAUGCUUGAGUUUUACACCAGAGUAUGUAUUGUUGUAUUCGGAUGUUUCAUUGUUUAAGCUGAUGGCUGAUUUAUCAUACGAAUAGAUUGAUUUGAGUGCGGAAACCAUUUUAGAGCCAAUUUGUUCGGUUAUCAACUUUACCAUAGUACAGAUAGAUUAAUAAUACCCUUUAUCAUAAUCAAUACAAAUGCAAUAAUACUUUUACCAUAUUGUAAUACCGUGUUGAUUAUAAUGUUCAGUAGAAAGAUUGUACUCUUUUCUUUUUGGUAACCAAAAAAUAAAGUCAUAUAUAAUAUUUCUUUCAUAACACCAUUUCAUAAGUCUUUUAAAAGGUUGUUGGUAAUUGUCGCAUCAUUCGGAUCUCCGCCGUUUAAUAUUGGUGUGAUGUAAACCCAGCUUUUAUGAAAUUGUGAAGUAUCACACAUUUUAUUGAAUAUAGUUGUAAGGUACAGGUUAAGAGAAUAAUACCCUGCUAAUUAUUUCAGCUGAAAUAUUUUCAGGCCCACUAGAUUUGCCAUUGGUUUGCUUGCAAACUACUUUAUAUAUUGCCUACUCUGUAAUUGAGCCGUUCAUUCUCGGUUUGCGGUGUACUUUUAUUCUUCUUUUAUUUCAUUAUCUAUAUUAUCACAGGAAUCGUUUCCGAUUAAGAAGUUACAAUGAUUGGUCUUUUUUUACAUGACCUGUAUUUGUACUAUAUGAUUUAUCGCAAGUUUUUUUUCCAAAAACGUUUUGGCUGUGUUUGUGCAAUGUUACUUUAACAUAUGCGUUUAUUCAUUUUAUUUCUAUAUUUUGCUUGUCUACGAAUAGCGUUAUAUUUUGUUCUAUAAUGUACAAAUUAGUGUCUAUUUAAAUUGGACGUAUUCCUAUUAGUUUUUUUUUGUCAUUCGGAAAUGGUAUUUGGCAGUUUCAUAAGUAUGAUCAAAGCUUUCCGGCGCUUUUUGAUGCGAGUGUUUAUUGUUAUUAAUUGUACAUUCCAAAUAUCUGAAUUAUAUUUUAGUGUAAAUAUUGCUAUAUGCAUCAAUAUGAUUAUAAACAUUAAUUUCGGUAAAAAUUGUAUUUAAUACAGGUAUAUUUUCAUAUUUUAUCAUAUUAUAAUCUUGUUAAUUGUUCUUUUCAAAAUAUUGUUUUAGUUCUAUUUGUUGUGUUUCCUGUUUUAUUGCUUUAAAAGCUUAUAGUAUUUAAUGUGAGAACACUAAAAUAAAGCUCUUCAUGGCAAGAGAAGAAUUCGGUCAAUUCAAGAAUUUCAAAUUGAUGAAUAUUAUUUUAAUGGAAUGUAUCGUGGUGUAUUAUCAAAUAAUCGGUUACGCAAAGAUCACGUGGUGAGGUGAAAGAUAAAUGUCUUCUACGAAAAUAUUGCUUCAAUAUUUUUUGCAGUAUUUGUUCGUAUCGUGUUUGUUUAUGUACGGAUACCAUGUUCGAAUAUAAAUCUGUCUUUGGGCUGUAUAUAAAUUUGUUUCCUAUAGAUAGCACGCAUGGGCUGAUGAUAUUGUUGUUGUAACAUGCGUGAGUUAUAUUAUAGUAUUGUUAUAUAGUUAUAAACAUGUAUAUACUGCUUUGUAUAGUGCUAUCUUAAGCAUGUGCAUCAUUACACGAAUUUCGUUGCUUUGAUUUAGUUCAAGUAUAAUUAUAAUAAUAAUAAUAAUAAUAAUAAUAAUAAUAAUAAUAAUAAUACAAAUAAUAAUAUUAAUAAAAAUAAUAAUAAUAAUAAUAAUAAUAAUAAUUAAAAAUAAUAAUAAUAAUAUUAUAAUUAUUAUUAUUAUAAUUAUUAUUAUUAAUUAAUUUAUUAUUAUUAAUGCAUUUGACAAUAUCUAAAUAUUUAGACAUACCAUGGGUUAAAUAAAUAUAUACAUUUCUGUACUUUAUGAGCGUUAUAACAACUAGACGCAAUUACACAUAUCUCAGUAUAGAUGAACUAUAGACAAUUAUCAUUAUUUUAAUCCAAUAUAUAAUAUUCAAUGUAUAUAUUGCUGCAAUUAAACGUAUUAUUACUUUGUUUAGCCAUAAUUAUUUACUUUGUAAACAAUGUACGUUUACUCUUUAUACUUUGACUUUUGACGUUCUAGAUCUUGAAUAAACUUCUCAAAACCUG